CGUGGUAUCGUUUGAGUAUCGUCAAUCUUUUGGUAACCUGACAGAAUGGCUGACCGAAAAUUGCAGAAGACAGGCUUAGUAGACCGGCCCUUGAGCAAAGGGAAAGGCGAGAUUAACAUUAGCACCUUUGCCUUGCUAUUCUCUGAAAUGGUUCAAUACUGUCAGAACAGAGUUUCGUCGGUGCCAGAACUACAGAGCAAGCUGUCUGAUUUGGGGCAGCACGUAGGAGUUCGAAUUCUGGACUUGCUUUUCAUCCGAGAGAGAGGAUUGAAAAGGGAAACCAAACUGCUCAACAUCUUGCUCUUUAUCAAAUCUAAUGUUUGGAAGGUUCUCUUUGGAAAAGAGGCAGAUAAAUUGGAACAUGCAAAUGAUGAUGAAAGAACUUAUUAUAUCAUAGAGAAGGAGUCUGUUAUCAACAGGUUUAUUUCAGUGCCAAAGGAUAAAGGUAGUCUGAAUUGUGCUGCCUUUACAGCUGGUAUCAUAGAGGCUAUACUCAACGGAUGUAACUUUCCUGCAAAGGUGACAGCUCAUUGGCAUAAAGGAACCACAUAUAUGAUCAAGUUUGAAGACUCUGUCAUUGCUAGAGACAAAUCACUGGAACAACGCUAGUCCAUCCAAGAACGAGAACUACAAGUAUUUACCAUGAACUUUCCAGGAGCAUGCUAUAAAGUGGAGCUAUUCAACAUUCACAGACUACUCCUCUCCUUGAUGGUGGUUGCAGUAUAUUUCAGACAACAAUUAAUUGGCUCUUUUGACAGUUGUCUUUGGGUGCAAGGAAAGGAUUAAUGAUAGACAAUGAUGAUUUACCAAGAACGGAUACAAAUGAUAGACGAAGAGGAACUCAACAUCUAUGGUAUUGAGUGGUUGUAUGCAUCAUAAGACAGAUUAAGUUAGGAUAUUGGCAGCAGCAGCAGCAGCAGUAGCCAUCUCUAUUCAAUGGACAUGCAUAAAGGGUAUAUGGAAAAUGCCAGGUUUUUUAUCAAAGCAUAUUGAAUUGAUUGAAUUGAAUUAAAUUCUUUUAUUAAAAAGAGAACAUCACAUGCAGCUCAAAGCUGAUAUUGUAUGUUUUCCAAAGUAAGCAGAUAUUUACAUUAUAGUAAUACCAUCAUCAAAAUACAAAAGCGAUAUAACAAAAAAAUAAUGGUAGGAGGGUAUGGCAUCAGAUAACUGACUGAGAAAAUGAGAGAGAGGUUUAUUUCAGGUUUUGUUCUGUAGAAAGAUACAUUUUCAAGGUAUAAAACUAUCAAUUUGAUCCACUCACAAAAGUUUUCUAAGCUUCUAAUUUUACACUAUUACUAGUUAUUUGUGGAACUAUUUUGUUUAUUAAUUAUGUUGAGGAAAUGCUAUUGAAAAGUUUGAGCUUGUGAGGGGGAAGAGACUUAGCUUAUGAUAUAUCUACAAUGCAUAUUGGAAAUAUAUUUUGCAGUAAAGAUUUUGUAAAUGGUGUUAUGGAAAAUACCAUGUUUAAUGAAUAAUUCUAGUUAUAGACAAUUGGGAGAACAUUUAUAUUUGGAUUACAUACAAAUAGGAUAUAAUGUAAUUUUACAAAAUUUAAACAAAAAUGAGGUCCUUUCGAUUUCUUCUGCUUCUCGGAACAGUUACUGGUGAUUAGAUCUAAAGCACAUUAUGAUUGCUGCUAUCAUUAUUAUCAUCAUUAUCAUGAUUGUAAGUGACCUAGCGAUAUAAUAAAGUGCAAUAUAAGUCCCCAUGUUAUUGUAGAGCUUAAACUUUUUAUGUAAAUGUAAGUGCACUUUGUUUAAGAUGCCAUUUCAUGUUUGAAAUUAUAAUUAUAGCAUAGUUAAUCCAUACUACAUGAAAAAAAAAACAUGUUUCUUUUAUCAACAUGUACCACAUUGUGAUUGCAUGAUUAUAAAAUCUGCCAUAACAUGCAAAUAAUUUAUUGUAGAUUUGACACUGUAAUCAGAUGGCUAUACAAAAAAUGAUAUAAAGCUCUUGUUUGUUUGAAUGAUUGUGAUGUUUUGGGGAAUUUAUGAUGUUGAUAAUCCCUAUGUAAUUAGUUGAAUAUUAUGAUAGACAAUAUUUGUUAGUAAUUGAUGGUAGGUGGUCAAGUUCACUUUAAAAGUUAGAAUUGGCUAUGGCUUUAUUAGUGUCAUGUUGUCUGUUUAGAGCCGGAAGGAUGUUAACUCUUGUAUUUACUAAGAUAGAGCUUACACCCUUAUGACUCUUAGAAGAGGCUACCAGCUUUAGUUAGAGGAUUUUUGUAAUGUUUGUUUUAUUGAAAAUAUAAUGUCAAUAAAUGUCAUGUAUUUAUGUCUGUGACGUUGAAACAUGAAUGUAUAACUUUUAUGCUUUAAUAAAUGACUAUACAAAACAGAA
Molecule: messenger RNA, 2337 nt
Organism: Strongylocentrotus purpuratus (purple sea urchin)
Lineage: Eukaryota; Metazoa; Echinodermata; Echinoidea; Camarodonta; Strongylocentrotidae
Gene: trappc5
Product: trafficking protein particle complex subunit 5
Exons: 7
Coding region: 46-609 (187 amino acids)
Biological process (GO): endoplasmic reticulum to Golgi vesicle-mediated transport
Cellular component (GO): TRAPPIII protein complex; TRAPPI protein complex; TRAPPII protein complex
Source: RefSeq, a predicted model, not a curated record